This is a messenger RNA of Oncorhynchus mykiss (rainbow trout), 3001 nucleotides long. Lineage: Eukaryota; Metazoa; Chordata; Actinopteri; Salmoniformes; Salmonidae. The record is from RefSeq and is a predicted model, not a curated record.
UUCUGUGUAAACGGAAGUGAACAGGUGACUUAGAACCAUUUCCAAGCUAACGUUUUUAUUGUUGUUAUUUGGACGUUUAUUAACGCAAUGGAACCUUAAAAUAUGAUCCAUUUAACUGCACAGCAUCACAUACUUACCUCAUGUAGUCUUUAAUUCGCGUUGGAGAUAGGACUUGAUAUAUGUUAUGUAGGUAAUGCUAGCUAGCUGCAAAAGUUAGCAAACAAUGGCUAACUGUAUGGUUUUUCACACUCAAAUAGCCUCCAUCAUGGAGGUGCUAGCGAAUGCAGCAGUGGCAGAGAUCUGUAAAAUCGUAGACGACGACUAUGCAGUGUUUCGUUUGGAAAUUUCUCAAAGCCAGAAAGAAAACAGGGGACUGCGGAGGAAGCUACAGCUAUCGGAACUAAAGGUGUCACGGGAGCGCGCAGAGAGGACAAUUCGAGAGCGCGUCCUCGCCAGUCGUCCCAGUAGUGUCAAGAUCCUCGACCGAUACAGAGGAAUGGCAAGAGGUGAAGGACAUCUCACUGGAGGCCACAGGAGCUUUGUGAAGCCAGCGGGACACAAUACAUGGGGAGAUGACCAACCAAUCACUGAUGAGGGGAGUGGAACCUCAACCCAGCACGUUAUCAUGAUAGAGUCUACAGAUGCAGAGACUGCAGGUCCUGGGGUCAAGCAGGAGAGGUCUGAAGGAGAGGAGGACCCACGGCACAGUAGAAACAUCCAGACUGGAACGGCUGGAGUGCACACUGUAGACACAGAGAACCCCAUUGCCACAGUGCAGCCCAGGACCCAACGCAGCAUCACGGAGGUCAGAGACAGACACAAGUCAGAGACAGACACAGAGACUUUAACUGUAACACAAAGCCUUAUACUCACAGGAUCUGACCACAGAUCAGACCCAGAGAGACUGGGGCUGGGGCCACUGGGAUGUCCUCCUGCUCCUGGCUCAGAGUACUUACUUUACGGUAACCCGAACAUGAGGGCUGUUAAUUCCCAUCUGGACUCAGGUGAUGUGUUAGAGACUGGCAAUGAUCCGUCUUGUUCUUACGCUACAGAGAUGGACCCUAGCAACAUGCGAUUGGGUUUAGAGACACACACUGAUCUGUCUAGAGGGGACUGGAACCGGUACAGUAGUAGUGUAUACUCCGAAGGGUGCCUAGAUAAGAAAGGGGAGGGUCUGCUCAUAGAUGAAGUGACUGUGAAAGUGGAGGGUGACCCUCCUCCCAUAUGGAAUGCAGAUAGUCAGCUAGGAGACAGACACUCACAGGGCAGAGAUUUCUUAGAUUACAGGGAAAGCUUAGAGACCAAUCAAAAUGUUGUGACCCAUUCCCCUUUGCACGCACUCAGGGAUCACGACCCAGUGUCAACGUCGAUGGGGCAUUCCGAUUCACACAGCCGCGUCCUUUUCGAUCAGGUAUUGAACUCAAAAGACAGGCCUAGAGCCCAGGUUCAGGGAGGGGGAGAAACAUCAGGCGGUAUUAAAGAGAAACCGUUUCUCUGCAUGUUCUGUAACAAAGGCUUCAGCUGCCCCCAGAAGGUGGAGAUCCACCAGAGGGUCCACACAGGGGUGAAACCCUACAGCUGUAACCAAUGUCACAUGCGCUUCGCCCAGGCUGGCAACCUGAAGAGGCACCAGAUGGUUCACACAGGAGUGAAACCCUUCAGCUGUCCCCAGUGUCCCAUGUGCUUUGCUCAGGCCGGUGACCUGAAGAGGCACCAGAGGGUCCACACAGGGGAAAAACCCUACAGCUGUACCCAGUGUCCCAUGCGCUUCGCCCAGGCUGGUCACUUGAAGAUGCACCUGAAGGUCCACACUGGAGAGAGGCCGUUCGCCUGUACACACUGCGGGAAGAGGUUCUCAGAGAGAAGCUACCUCAGGAUACACCAGCAGAAAAAACAUUCCACUCUAUAACAGAAAGUAACCAUUCCAAUCGAUAGCUUCUGAUGUUUAGAUCAAAUCCUGCAUUAAAGACUAAGAUACAUUUUCAUUGAUGUCAAUCAAAAAUAGCCACAGAUACAUUUGGAAUAAUGAGAGUAACGGAUUUCAGUGUUUAAUAAUCCUGAGUAGAAUAUUGCAUCCAGACAUUGUGAUACACUGUAUAACCCUAAACAAGUCUGAUAGAUAGUGUUUGUACUGUGUCGGAUAUAAGAUGUUCACAAAUGCCUGUUUCAUUACUUCCAUUCAACAAUUUUUUUCCCAAGACACUUUUAAUGAGAAAAUGAAUGCAGUUUAUCGAAUUCAUGCAGAUUUUUUGUUGAGAAGUAUGUGGUUUUCAUAUGGUGUAUUUCAAGACUUCCUCCCGUGAUUAAACUUUUCCUGUUGUAAAGUGAUAUCGCAAGUAUAAAUACAAUGUUGAACAAUACAAUGUUUUGAACAAAAGUUUUUUUUUUGACACAACUGCAAACUUCAUGGAGUAAGGCAUUCAAUGAGUUGGUUUGAUGGGAAGUUGUGAUGCCAUUGGCCUAGUGAACAAAAGAAGAAAGGCCUAACCCACCCACUUGUGCUAUGUCCUGGACCACCUAUUAAGAUGUGCCUUUUUGCUAAGUAAAUCAGGUGUUAAGAGGUGAAAAGGAGACUGGAGUGGCACCUUAACACUUGUUCAUGUUUAAUAAACACAAAAUGGGACUUUUCAUUCUAAGACUCAUUGAGACUCUCUUUAGUAUACAUCCCAUCUCACCCUAUUCUGCAUACAUCCAACAGUGCUUUAUAACCAUUAUACACUUACUAAAUAUACCUACACAUACCCACACACUAACAAACACCUACUGUACACCUCAAAAUAGUUAAGUCAGGUUUGUCUGAUUAUGACUUUUGACUUAUCAUAGCUGACUUAUUUUUACCCACAACAACAUUCAUGUCCACCAUGAUGGGUUUAACAACAAUGAAGUCAUUCUGUAACUACAGUAUAGGACUCAAGCGUAGUGGGGAUGGGUAAACACUCCAUGUUGAAAGUGUGUUUAUCUGUGUGUGUGUACCUGAGGGAGUGUAUGUCUGUGUAAUCUG